Zychaea mexicana is the source of this 1113-nucleotide messenger RNA. Its product is annotated as arginase. Gene Ontology annotation, molecular function: agmatinase activity; metal ion binding. Bases 1 to 1113 code for a protein of 370 amino acids. NCBI's taxonomy places the organism in Eukaryota, Fungi, Mucoromycota, Mucoromycetes, Mucorales, Lichtheimiaceae. The record is from RefSeq and is a predicted model, not a curated record. The transcript is spliced from 4 exons.
AUGCAACAAUCAUUUGGCGAUCACGAUAUCCGUCCUAAUCGUCAAGCUGUGCACAACGUCCAGACAUCCUCUACCCCAUCCGUUGGUGAUCCUGGUGCUCCUGAAGGCGAUGGUGGCAAGACUGCCGAUGCCGUGUUUGCUGGUAUCCCCACUUUUGCUCAUCUUCCCUACGAGCAGUGCUGGAGCAACGAUACCGCCGAAUUUGAUAUUGCUUUCAUUGGCGCUCCCUUCGAUACCGGUACCUCGUACCGUCCUGGCGCUCGAUUCGGCCCUGCCGGAAUUAGAGAUGGCUCUCGAAGACUAGCUCUUUAUGGUGGUUAUAAUGUCCCUAUGGACGUCAAUCCCUUCCAAGCCGGUGCCCGCGUUGUUGACUGUUCGGAUAUCUUUGUCAGCUCCUACGAUAACGAGCUUGCUAUUAAGCAGAUCCAGGAUGGCCAUCAAGCAGUUUUGCACCACGCUCCCGCUACUCCCAGCUUCACCAAGUUCCCUCGUGUCAUUACUCUCGGUGGUGACCAUACCAUUACUUUGCCCCUGCUUCGGUCAAUCAACAGUGCCUACGGCCCAGUUUCUGUGAUCCACUUUGAUUCUCACCUUGACACGUGGAAGCCCAAAGUCUUUGGUGGCUCCAAGUCUGCUGUGGCUGCAGUCAACCACGGCACUUACUUUUACCACGCUUCGCAAGAAGGCUUGCUCAAGAAGGGUGAGUCGAUCCACGCUGGUAUCCGUACCACCCUCAGCGGACCAAGUGAUUAUGAAAACGAUCUUGAAAUGGGCUUUGAAAUCGUCGAGGCGCGUGACAUUGACACAAUUGGCACCCAGGGCAUUAUUGAACGUAUUCGUGAGCGCGUCGGCGAUAACCUGGUCUAUCUCUCCAUCGAUAUCGAUGUUUUGGAUCCUGCUUUCGCCCCUGCUACUGGAACUCCCGAGACUGGGGGCUGGAGCACUCGUGAGUUGCGGCGCAUCGUCCGUGGUUUAGAGGGCCUCAAGUUUGUUGGUGCCGACAUUGUCGAGGUAUCAACUCCUUAUGAUACAAAUGCUCAAGUCACUGCUUUGGCUGCUGCCGAUUUGAUGCUUGAAGUCAUGUCCCUGAUGGUCAAGACCCCCAUUACGUAA